Messenger RNA from Loa loa (African eye worm), 1191 nucleotides. RefSeq names its product Mef2c protein. Gene Ontology annotation, molecular function: RNA polymerase II cis-regulatory region sequence-specific DNA binding; protein dimerization activity; DNA-binding transcription factor activity, RNA polymerase II-specific. NCBI's taxonomy places the organism in Eukaryota, Metazoa, Nematoda, Chromadorea, Rhabditida, Onchocercidae. The coding region runs from base 145 to 1134 and encodes 329 amino acids. The record is from RefSeq and is a predicted model, not a curated record. Gene Ontology annotation, biological process: positive regulation of transcription by RNA polymerase II. The transcript has 2 exons.
UUAUAGGUGCAAGUGAUAACACAGCAGAGAAUCAGUGCAGCUGCAGGGUAUUUUUAAUGAUUUACUACUGACUAUCACUAUUCUUUCAACAUAUUUGAACUCCAGUUGAACAGACGCUAAUUGAAAACUUUGGCUAAAGUCAUUAUGGGACGUAAAAAAAUUCAAAUUACAAGGAUUCAGGAUGAACGUAAUCGACAGGUGACGUUUACCAAAAGAAAAUUUGGCUUAAUGAAAAAGGCUUACGAAUUGUCGGUGUUGUGCGAUUGUGAGAUAGCUCUCAUUAUCUUCAAUUCAACGAAUAAACUAUUCCAGUAUGCCAGCACUGAUAUGGAUAAAGUUCUUCUGAAGUAUACUGAAUAUAAUGAACCGCAUGAAAGUCGAACGAAUGCCGAUAUCAUGGAGGCUCUACAAAGGAAGGAAAGCAAAUUGGGCGGAGUGGAAUCGGAUGAAGAUUCUCCUGGCUCUUCAACUCCGAACCUACCAAACACUUCAUCUGGCAGUGCUGCACCAGCUGUUGCAUCCGUCACCAGCAGUACAUCUAGCAUGGAUUUCAACGGUGUCACCAAUAUAGCACAACAAAUUUUCAGCUCAAACGUAUUCCUCUCUCAUUCGGUCGUUUCUUACAAUGGUUCGCAAGAUUCAAGCGCUACCAUCGCUUCCUCUUUGAGUCGACCGCAACAAAUGGAACCGAUCAAAACGCAUCAAUUAGGUUUCCCCUCAACAAGUUCGUUCCUAAAUUAUGCUGAUUGUUCCUCUAGUCCACGAUCUGUGGUCGCUAUAACAACCAGUAAUAGUGGAAAUUGUGCUGAUAGUCCAGUUUCUUCUUGCGAGCAACAUAUCAAUAUCAGUCAGCCAACGCAAAGUGACACGCAGUUGCAACUCGCGCAUUCCGAAACUGCCGUCGUAACUCGAGGUCAUUCUGUAUCUUCUGAUUUGAGGUUGACCUCAAGCACUGGUACACGAACCGGUCCAGUUGACUUGAACCAAGAACAACAGCAACACCUUAGUGUCACAAGUUUCAAUACUUCCUCUUGGUUAGCUGUGCAACCAAAAUCUUAUAUCAAAGAUGAACCCAAUUCACCGCCGGAAAAAAGAACACGAAUCGACGGUUGGCAGGCUCAACCCAUAACAUGAUAUUUGUAUAUGCAUAUUCCAUUAGUUGGUUGAAAUUCUCAUUUUUAGAAAUCUUGG